This is a messenger RNA of Pochonia chlamydosporia 170, 456 nucleotides long. Its product is annotated as ribosomal protein S13, S15 family. The transcript has 4 exons. Gene Ontology annotation, biological process: translation. The record is from RefSeq and is a predicted model, not a curated record. Gene Ontology annotation, molecular function: small ribosomal subunit rRNA binding; structural constituent of ribosome. NCBI's taxonomy places the organism in Eukaryota, Fungi, Ascomycota, Sordariomycetes, Hypocreales, Clavicipitaceae. Gene Ontology annotation, cellular component: ribosome; cytosolic small ribosomal subunit; nucleolus. Bases 1 to 456 code for a protein of 151 amino acids.
AUGGGUAGACUUCACAGCAAGGGAAAGGGCAUUUCCGCCUCCGCGCUCCCAUACUCUCGCGCCGCACCUGCGUGGUUGAAGACCACCCCCGAGCAGGUCGUUGAGCAGAUCUGCAAGCUCGCCAGAAAGGGUGCUACCCCUUCGCAGAUUGGUGUCAUUCUGCGUGACUCCCACGGCGUUGCCCAGGUCAAGAUUGUCACCGGUAACCGAAUUCUGCGAAUCCUGAAGUCUAACGGCCUUGCCCCCGAGCUUCCUGAGGACCUGUACAUGUUGAUCAAGAAGGCCGUCGCCGUCCGCAAGCACCUCGAGCGCAACCGCAAGGACAAGGACUCCAAGUUCCGCCUUAUUCUCAUCGAGUCCCGAAUUCACCGUCUGGCUCGUUACUACAAGACCGUCGGUGUCCUGCCUCCUACCUGGAAGUACGAGUCUGCCACUGCCUCCACCAUUGUCGCAUAA